AUGGACCAAUUGGUGGCACUCGACAUUGACGAGCAGCUCAGGCUCAUGGCCCUCAAGGAAAUGUGCAUCGUGGAGAUCAAGGACAAUAUAUCCAACUUGACCCUCAAGUUGGACAGCCACGAGAAGGAGCUCCACAAGUUACGAGAAGUGAUCCAGAAGUCGUUGUACCGCGAGUUGAAGGGCAACACGUCUGGCGUCAAGACCAGGCACCAGAGACAGAACAGCAACCCUCGAGACGAGGCGAUAGCCAGCACCCGAAAUAAGUCUCGCAGAAGAACUCUAUCGUCAUCAUUGCAUUACCAACAGGCCAAGGACGUGAGUGCAGCAGCCACUACUCCCAGCACUACCAGCCAGGGAGGUGCUGACAAGCGCAAUUCCAAGCUCUGGACCAACCUUGCCAAACCACUCAACAUGCUUCAACAAUUCGAUUCCAUGCUCCAGAGCGAGUUCGAAAAGUCGCUCGUCAGUACUCCACACCUACAAAGCCAACAUCCGCAACACCUCAGCGUGGAUCAGUCUUCCGGAAGCACUCACUACAGAUCCCGCAAUUCCGAGGACUCGAUUUCGAGCUACGGGUCUGUUCCAUCCCCAUUGAAGUCGAAAUCAAAGCCAGUCUCAUCCAUCGAUUUAGACAAGGACUUUCCAGAGCCAGCCUCGUCUUCAGAAACACUCACUGCAACGAGCUUGAAACCACCCCAGCGAAAUACAGAAGACAUGCUCCAGACAGUAUCGUCCUCCAUCUGGUCUUUUGUGAAUGAUGUGAAGACCAACGUACUUUCUUCGUUGAGUGAGGAAGACUCCAAGGGAGCAGCAGUCUCGCGGUCGAGCUCUGGGGCCCAAUUAAACCAUAGUCCAAUGUAUAACCUCGACACAGGCUCCACUAUACAUCUCAACGAGGAAGAUGAUUCCAAUGGUAAUACCUUGGUUUUUCAAGACGAUAAGGCCAUAAUCAACAACAGCGACUACGAAGAUUUGUUGGACACCAAAGACGACGAGCUUGACGAUAAGAUCGAUUUGUCGAUGUACUCAAGCAUCCGAAAGAACUCAUAA
Suhomyces tanzawaensis NRRL Y-17324 is the source of this 1050-nucleotide messenger RNA. RefSeq lists its product as uncharacterized. The transcript has a single exon. Bases 1 to 1050 code for a protein of 349 amino acids. NCBI's taxonomy places the organism in Eukaryota, Fungi, Ascomycota, Pichiomycetes, Serinales, Debaryomycetaceae. The record is from RefSeq and is a predicted model, not a curated record.